Messenger RNA from Ictalurus furcatus (blue catfish), 2155 nucleotides. RefSeq names its product opsin 6, group member a (gene opn6a). Gene Ontology annotation, molecular function: G protein-coupled receptor activity. Lineage: Eukaryota; Metazoa; Chordata; Actinopteri; Siluriformes; Ictaluridae. The coding region runs from base 812 to 2065 and encodes 417 amino acids. Gene Ontology annotation, cellular component: membrane. Gene Ontology annotation, biological process: G protein-coupled receptor signaling pathway. The record is from RefSeq and is a predicted model, not a curated record. The transcript is spliced from 6 exons.
GUUUACAACUGCUAUAAUGUAAGUGAGGGGAAAUAUGUUUGGAGGAACCCUAUCCAGAGUGUACCCCACCUUGUGCCCGAUGCUCCCUGGGAUAGGCUCCAGGUUCCCCGUGACCCAGUAGGAUAAGCGGUAUAGAAGACGGAUGUACUAAAUGUAACUAAAUGUAACUACAAACAUAAAAAGCAUAAUGUAUCAUUUAUUACUAAUUUUUUUUUUUUUAACAUUUACUGGAAAAUAAUGAAGGUUAGGUGGUAUGCAUGUUUCUUUAUCUUGCAUGCUUCAUUAGUCUUCUUGCAAUUGGUCAUGUCCUGCCAGCACUGCGUAUGUCAUGCAUGUAUUUUGCACCAUGGGUCUAUAGGAGAAACUUUAACAUCAUACCAAUCUGUUACUGUUUAUUUUCCUAUAAUAGUACCCCCUGUUAGUGUUUUAUUCCUUACAUACAGAGGAUACAAAAGAGGUUAGAGACAGUUUUUUCUUCACUCACCUGCAUGACUGAAGACAGUUGGAUUCCCUGAGCUUCACAUGUCCAGCUCUCAUCUCAGUGGUAUUUUUAGCUGUGAUUUAGCUGUGUGUGAGAGAGAGAGAUAGAGAGAGAGAGAGAGAGAGAGAGACAGACAGACAGACGGACAUUAUGAACUGGCUCGGAGCCAAACUGCACACUACUGCAGGUGUGUAACUGUUCAGGCAUACUAUUUAGUAACCUUGGGUAAUAUGCAGGUUUGGACCUAACCCUCCAAUCUCUCUGUGGGAACAGCAGCAGGGGGUCUUACUGGCUUUUAACUGGAGCACUGAAACCUGAGGAGCUUUAGUCAUGUCCUCUACCGGAGCUCUGGAGGCCGUGAAUAUCCCAUGGAGGAACAACAACUUCAGCCUGCUGAGUAAAGAUGCGCCGCUGUCCGACCAGGGAGACACGAUCAUCGGAGUUUACCUGCUGCUGCUCGGUUGGCUGUCAUGGUUUGGAAACAGUAUAGUGAUCUUUGUCCUGUUGAAGCAGAAGGCGACUCUGCAACCCACAGAUUACCUCACUCUUAACCUGGCCAUAUCAGACGCCAGCAUCUCAGUGUUCGGAUACUCCCGUGGCAUCCUCGAGAUCUUCAACGUGUUUCGGGAUAACGGAUACCUCAUCACAUCAGUGUGGACCUGCCAGGUGGAUGGCUUCUUUACUCUCCUCUUUGGCCUGGGUAGCAUUACCACUUUAAGUGCCAUCAGUGUCACCCGAUUCAUAAAGGGAUGUCACCCAAGCAAAGCUCACUGUAUCACAAACAACACUGUAGGUAUGAGUAUCCUGUUUAUAUGGAUUUCAGCUGUAUUCUGGUCUGCAGCUCCACUGGUGGGCUGGGGAAGUUAUACAGAUCGAGGGUAUGGUACCUGUGAGAUUGACUGGGCCAAAGCGAAUUACUCCACCAUUCACAAAUCCUACAUCAUCACCAUCCUGAUCCUUUGUUUCUUUGUUCCUGUGUUCAUCAUGCUGUUCUGCUACGUGUCCAUCAUCAACACUGUGAAGAGAGGCAACGCCAUGUCAGCAGACGGAGACUUGACUGACCGACAGAGAAAGAUUGAGAGAGAUGUUACUAUAGUUUCAGUAGUCGUCUGUACAGCAUUCGUCCUGGCUUGGUCUCCGUAUGCCGUGGUGUCCAUUUGGUCAGCAUGCGGCUUUCAUGUACCCAGUCUGACCAGCAUCUUCACCCGGCUCUUCGCCAAGUCUGCAAGCUUCUACAACCCACUCAUCUACUUCGGCCUCAGCUACAAAUUUCGCAAAGAUGUUGCUGGGCUCAUGCCAUGCACCCGGCAUCGCAAUGAUCCAGUCAAGCUCAAACGCUACACACACGUGAAGGCCAAAGGAGACGAGCAUCACAGGUACAGAGCUGAAGGACAUUACGAGUGCAUUCCUGCUCACCAACAGGCCAAGAAGGAGCCCCAGGCAAGAGGAAUUAACAUUGUACCCAGCCCUGACUCCGGUUUGUGCAGCCACCCCCGCACUCCUCCUCCAUUCACCAAGCAGGUGCAUUUCAUUCAGAUGCCCGAAACAUCUGAAUCCCUCGAGUACGAGUCUGACAGACUGUAGAAUGUGGUGAAUCAAUCUGUAACUAUUCUGUUUGGAAUUUGAAAACACAUGAAAAACAUGACCAGUAGAACUGGAAAGCUAUUUUUGUAU